Salvelinus fontinalis (brook trout) is the source of this 2968-nucleotide messenger RNA. Its product is annotated as protein ABHD15. The record is from RefSeq and is a predicted model, not a curated record. The coding region runs from base 1 to 2106 and encodes 701 amino acids. Gene Ontology annotation, molecular function: short-chain carboxylesterase activity; monoacylglycerol lipase activity. Lineage: Eukaryota; Metazoa; Chordata; Actinopteri; Salmoniformes; Salmonidae. The transcript is spliced from 3 exons.
AUGGCCACUGACCAGGAUGUCGUCUCCUCCUGUGAGUGGGAGUGUGACAGGGUGUCGUACCUCCUGCCCUCCCUGCUGCUGUUCCUGCUCUACCUGGCUCUCCGCUGGCCCCCGGUACAGCGAAUGGCGAGGCUGGGGGUGAAGGCUGCCGCCUGGGGGCUGUGGGUGACACUGUGCUGGGUCCUAGAGCUCCCCAUCCACCGCCCUGACACAGAGCCAGGCUGGGGCAAGGAGAGGGGAGGAACACAGGGGCAUGGAUCAUCCCCAGGCCUUGCCAUAGGACCGUCACCAGACAAAAGCUGGGGUAGGGAGAGGGGAAUGGGCCUUGGCUUGGGAUUACAUCCAGCCCUCUCCCCAGCCCCAGGACCCACUCUAGCCUGUAAGCCCACAGCCCUGGCCCGGUUCCUGCUCCAGCACUGCUGUUCCCUGGCCAGACCCAGGCUGGCCUCAUGGCCCAGGGGGGACCCCCACCUCCAGACACUUUCAGGUUUGUUAUUGGGGGGCCUGACUGCAGGAGACCAGGGACAAGAGGAGGUCAACUUUACCCGAGACCACCUUCUACUGAAGGACGGGGGGGUAGUGGCUUUGGACUGGGCUGUAGGCGUAAGUGGGAGAGAGGCGGCGGGACAGGAGAGAGGGAAGGAGCACCAUCCUGGGGGAAAGGCAUUGGGCUGCCACACCUCCACGCCUCCAAUCCUCCUCCUCAUCCCUCACUACUGGGGAGGGGUGACGCCCCACCUGAGGGGUCUGUGUAGAAUGGCUCUUCGUCAGGGUUUCUAUGCCCUCGUGUUUCACCGCAGGGGCACGGGGGGGUGCCCUCUCACCACACCACGGCUGACUGAGUAUGGAGACUCUGCUGACCUGGUGCAGACAGUAGCGUAUGUGCGUAGCCGGCACCCGUCCUCUGUGCUGGUAGCGGUGAGCGAGGGUUCUGGUUCGGGCCUGCUGCUGUCCUACUUGGGAGAGUGUGGCUCCUCCUCUUACCUGACGGCUGCAGCCUGCAUCUCACCUGUCCUGCAGGGCCAGCUGUGGUUUGACACGCCCCCGCCGCCACUCUACCGCUGGGCAGUGCUGGUCCAACGCAAACUGCAACUCAGCAGGUAUGCCAGUGCCCUUAGUGGGGUGUUCGAUGUAGACAGGGCUCUCCACUGUUCCUCCCUCAGAGACUUUGAAGAGACCCUGUUCUGCUCUGCACUGCGACCCGACAUCCCCCACCACCCAACCAGUCACACACCGACCCCAGGGGCCAGAACUGCCAGCGCGACACCAACCACCAAACCAGUGGCUGCUGUACUCCCCCUGAACACCCCCCAUCUGACGGGACCCCACAACACCAAACUGGAGGCCAAAACCGUCUCCCCCACCCAUGCCUCUACUCCCAGGGUUCCAACCGCCAGAGCAGGGGACACAGCACCCCACCAACACACCCCACACCACUCAACAGGACCCCUCCAGCCUGGGGCCCCAGCCUCCACCUCUGGAGCCCCAGCCUCCACCUCUGGAGCCAGAUCAGGGUUAGCAGGGGCAUCAGGGGUAGGUGGGGUAGCAGCCUGGGUGCUGGGGGAGCGGGGUCAUCCUGCCAGGGACUGGGAGAGUUACUGGGAGAGGAACGAACCUCUGAGGGAUGCAGACGAGGUGGCGGUUCCCGUGCUCUGCCUCUGUAGCCGUGACGACCCCCUCCUGCCGCCCCCCUCCACCCUGCCCCUCGCCCUUUUCCAAAACAACCCUUAUUUCUUGCUGGCGCUGACGGAGACGGGCGGGCACUGUGGGUUUGGACUGGAGGAGGGAGGACAGGGGGAGGGAGAGGUGGGAGGUAACUGGAGUAACGUGUCUGUGUUGGAGAACUUCAGGGUGGUGGCUGAGUUUCUGAAGGGGGAGGAGAGGAAGGGGACGAGGUGGGGUGGUGUCGGGGGGGUACGGGCACAGGCAGGGGGGGGCAGAGGGGCAGUACCAUGCUACCCCCCCCGGAGGAAGAGGGAGUCCAUGAUGAAGAGAGAGAGACCCAGCACACAGUCACACACACAGGAACACCUCAAUGAUGGAUGGGGAGGAGGAAGAGGAGGGGAGGAGGGACAGUUUACCUGGCAGAGGUCCUACACGCGCUGAGAAAGGAGGAGAGGAUGUAGAGAAGGUGGAAGAGGAGGAGUGAAAUAGGAGACACCCCAGAGAGCACUGAUGAAAGAGAGAAAAGGAGGAAGAUGAGGGGUGUACAGGGAGAUAAAAAAAAAAAAUUGCAAAUUUUUUAAAGUUGGGAUUCAAUCCGAUCAGAGGUAGAUCCGCGUUAUAGCAAGCUUGACAUUUAAAAGUAAUUUCCGAUUGAGCUGACGUAUGCAGUGUUUACCGUGAAUGGGGUCUCCGCGAAUGCGGGAAAGUUGCCUUUUAAAAUUUGCAUAGCUGACGAAGCGCGAUCAAAUUGAAUCCUCUCGCCCUCCCUAGAUGUGACUGAGGUUUGGACCGCAGGAGGUUGGUGGCACCUUAAUUGGGGAGGACGUGCUCGUGGUAAUGGUUGGAGCGGGAAAUGGUAUUAAAUACCUCAAACGUGUGGUUUCCAUGGUUUCCAGGUGUUUGAUGCCAUUCCAUUCGCGACGUUCCGGUCAUUAUUAUGAGCCGUCCUCCCCUCUGCAGCCUCCCCUGAUUUUGGACACGUUAUUUUCUACAAUGGAAAAAUUUGAUGAUCAACCAAAGUUGAAAGAGCACAUUGAAUCUGAAUGUCCAUUAAUCUGGAAACCCACAACCAAGUCGUGUGUGUGUGUGUGUUGGCUACUUGGAGAACAGUCUGUUUUAUUGAAUGGGUUAUUGAGUGUUCUCCUCAUGAGUCAGUGUUACUCAGAACAGGAGAUGUGGGCUGCAUCCCAAUUGGCACUCUAUUCCCUAUGUAGUGCACUACUUUGGACCAAGGUGAUAUUCCUUUAUAGAGAAUAUGGUGCCAUUUAGGAUGCAGAUGUGAUCUUCAGUCAAAGCAGGAGGG